AUGGGGGUCGAUUCGUUGUUCGUGCUGAACAACCGCACGGAGUCCUUGGUCGCGGUGAAGCACUGGGGGGCGAUCACGUCGAGCGAAAUCUGCGAACGCGUCUUCGAGGCGCGAAGAGACAGCGCGCGGAACGGCGUCGAGGGCGAUGCGUGCGUGGCGGAUCAGGAUUCGUAUGGGUUUCACAUCUCCCGAGGGGAGAUCACGUACGCGGCGACGUGCUCGAGGGAGACGUCGCCGUUGCUCAUGAUUGAGUUUUUGUCGCAGUUGUACGACGUCUUGCGCGCGUACUUCGGCGACUCGGUCACCGAGGCGGUGCUGCAGGAGCAUCACGUGACGCUGUAUCAGCUGUUGGAUGAAAUGGUGGAUAGUGGAGUGCCGGUGAAUAUGCACGCGGGUGGGCUAAAGGUGCUGGUGCCGCCGCCGAAUCUGUACAAUCGAGUGACGUCGACGGUGAUGGGGAACCAGGGCAUCAUCGUGAGCGAUCAAGAUCCUCUCAAGCUGCUGCCCCUGCCGUGGAGAUCGAAUAAUAUCAAGUACGCGAGCAACGAGAUCUAUCUGGAUCUCAUCGAGUCCAUCGAUGCGACGAUCGACGCGGAGGGUAAGGUGUUGUCGUCGGCGGUGUACGGCUCAAUCGAGGUGAACUCUCGUCUGAGCGGCAUGCCAGAUAUCAACCUCACGCUGAGCAACUCGCACUUGAUCGAUGAAUACAACUUUCAUCCGAGUGUACGUCUGUCUCGUUUCGCUAGCGAUCGCGUGGUCUCUUUCGUCCCUGCAGACGGUAAGAGUGUGUUGAUGUCUUACAAGGUGCGUCCGCCGUCAAGCAAGCAAGAUCCGAAUCAGUGGCAACCUCGGUACAUCAAGGCGAAUCCGUGGCUCAAGACGGCGAACUCCGAUAACCCGAGCUCGGUACCUCUACCAUUGUACAUUCGUCCGCAGAGCGCGUUCGGGGCGUCGCACGGUAGGGUGAGCGUCGUCGUCGGCUCCAAGCCGGCGUUUGAGAAACCCGUCGAAUCCGUGUCGCUGGAUGUUCGUCUUCCCUCGCGAGUGUUGAGCGCGGACCCAUCGGCAACGCACGGCGAGGCGACAUUCGACGUCGCGAGCAACACGGUUCGCUGGUCGAUCCCGAAGUUCCCCCCGGAUAAGACUCCGUGCCUCUCCGUGCAGGUGAACAUGCGAGACGAGGAAGAGGAGGCGACGCCGUCCGCCGGUUCAAAAUCCGACGGCGCGUCCAGGCGUGUGCACUUACAAGAAGUGGUCGACAUCACCGCUUCCUUCAAGGUUCCGGGGGCUGGCGUGAGCGGGAUCAAGGUAGAGACGCUCCAGGUGCGCAACGAAAAGUACAAACCGACCCAAGGCGUUCGAUACCACACGAAAUCGGGCGCCGUCGUCGUGCGCACCUAG
Ostreococcus tauri is the source of this 1401-nucleotide messenger RNA. Its product is annotated as Clathrin adaptor, mu subunit, C-terminal. Gene Ontology annotation, biological process: endocytosis; intracellular protein transport. The record is from RefSeq and is a predicted model, not a curated record. The transcript has a single exon. Bases 1 to 1401 code for a protein of 466 amino acids. Gene Ontology annotation, cellular component: clathrin adaptor complex; cytoplasmic vesicle. NCBI's taxonomy places the organism in Eukaryota, Viridiplantae, Chlorophyta, Mamiellophyceae, Mamiellales, Bathycoccaceae.